CAUUGUGAGAUUCAAUCGGUUCUCACAGUAUUCUUUCCAUAUAUCGGCUCCCUUGCUCUCUACGUCAUUCAAGCACUGCAAAAACCUAUGGACCUUAAAUUUGACCAAAUUGUUCAGAACCCUUUCUUGCAAGGCAAUUUCAUAGAAACCAUACUAUCCAACAGAUCAUAUAUCUCCUUAUCACAGUCCAAUGGGGAUACGACACCUCACCACAAUGUCCUUAUCACAGAAUCGGAAAAAAAAUGUUCCAAUGCAACUUCAAAUGAAACCAUUAAGCCUACGCCAAAUACUGUUAAUGCAAACGAUGUGGCAAAAGAGGUUGAUUUGCAGUCAUCUCUAGUAUCAGAAUCUUCCAGGGCCGAGUCCUUUUCAUGCACUCCUAAAAAUCAAGCAGCAAAUUUUGAAGCUCAACAAAAGAUAGCUCGAAACGCUAGUUAUGCAUCAACAAUUGAUUCAGUUAUCAAUGAAGCACUGAGAAGUGGAUCUGAUCUAUCAUCCGUGACCUUGUUCUCCAGCACAGUUCAGGCUCUAGAAUCUUCUAAUACCUCGAUAUCCUCCAAAGAUGGCAACAGUGGAUUACGUGCUUGUCAGUUUUGUGGAAAAGUCUGUAGUAGUGCCAGCAAUUUAAAAACUCACGAGCGUCUCCAUACCGGUAUCAAGCCAUUCAAGUGUCGGUUUUGUGAUAAAACAUGCACAACAUCUAGCAACUUGCAAUCGCACGAGCGAAUACACACGGGUGAAAAACCAUAUCGCUGUCCAAUUUGUGAUAAACAGUAUGCCAGCUCGAGUAAUAUGCAGGCUCAUCAACGUAUACAUCUUAAUCUUCGUCCGUAUAAUUGUGCAUUAUGCUCGAAGAGAUUCACAACCUCUAGUAACUUACUAACUCAUAUGCGUGUCCAUUCUGGCUUAAGACCAUUCGCUUGUGAUCAAUGUGGAAAGAAUUUUGCAACUUCCAGCAAUCUGCAUGUUCAUAAAAUUGUAAGCCCUAUUCCAUUUCUAUUCUUCAAGUUGUUUUACAUUCACAGGAUAGAUAUUGUUCCAGAAUUUUGGUAUUUGGGAGUCAUUAGCUAG
Messenger RNA from Protopolystoma xenopodis, 1071 nucleotides. NCBI's taxonomy places the organism in Eukaryota, Metazoa, Platyhelminthes, Monogenea, Polystomatidea, Polystomatidae. The record is from the annotation of a GenBank genome assembly.